AAAUUGGAGCAGCGAAUCGAAUUUGAGAGAGAGAGAGGAUGUUUGGGAGGCUGAGACCGCCGCCAUCGUCGCCGGACUGUCUGGAGAGAUAUCCGGCGAAGAUCAUGAAAGACGAUCCUCUCUCCGUCUACGAGUCAACACUGCUCAAGCUUAAGCAAGGCUCAAGACUGGACACUGUUGUUGGUCCUUCACCAGAUAAAGAGGUUGAGAAUCCUUCAGAUACACAUGACGUGACUCUGUGCAAUGGCUCUGAUGCAAUGUCUGUAGACGCAAAGAACAAGAAUCCAUCAGUAAUAUCUAUGUUUUGCAAGUACAAGAAUCAAGCUCAAGCACGGAACUUGUCUGAUACGACAAAUUGACUGAGAUACUGACUUUUGUAAACACAUGUACCUAAGUUAAUGCGACCAGAUUUGAUCUUCUUGUGUAUGUGUGUGUGUGUGCCGGAGUUUUCACAUGCCAAGAAAGAAGAGAACAAUAAGACUUAUAAAGCCAUGGUUGGUAAGAUCAUAACUGGGCAAGCUUGACUUUAUAGAUAUGUUGUUCAUGUGUAACUAGACGAUUCUGUUUGU
Messenger RNA from Eutrema salsugineum, 569 nucleotides. RefSeq lists its product as uncharacterized. The record is from RefSeq and is a predicted model, not a curated record. The transcript has 2 exons. NCBI's taxonomy places the organism in Eukaryota, Viridiplantae, Streptophyta, Magnoliopsida, Brassicales, Brassicaceae. Bases 39 to 359 code for a protein of 106 amino acids.